Messenger RNA from Carica papaya (papaya), 715 nucleotides. The record is from RefSeq and is a predicted model, not a curated record. Lineage: Eukaryota; Viridiplantae; Streptophyta; Magnoliopsida; Brassicales; Caricaceae.
GAAAGAAAGGAAAAAGUUAAAAAAAAACCGUUUGAGAGAGAGAAAAAGAAAACAAAAAUGUCAGGCCGAGCCGGUGGUUUCUCCUACCUUCCCCGAUGAGACUGCCUCAGCAGCUCAGUCUCGAGUUAAGAUCUUGAAUAACAGGACACAAUAAAUUCAUCUCUGUUUUCCCUCUCUGAAAUUGCUUCUAUAACUCUUGGUUGAAGUGAUUUUGAGAUACAGAAAGAAUUUCUAGACCACGAGAAAAAUGAGCGUAAUCGAUAUCUUGACUAGAGUAGACGUGAUCUGCAAGAAGUAUGACAAAUACGACGUCGAAAAGCAGAGGGAUGCCAAUGUCUCAGGAGAUGAUGCCUUUGCUCGCUUGUAUGCCGUCGUUGAGGCAGAUAUCGAGGCUGCUCUUCAGAAAACGGAGGCUGCUUCCACAGAGAAAAACAAGGCAUCUGCAGUUGCCUUAAAUGCAGAGAUUCGUCGAACAAAAGCUCGAUUACUGGAGGAAGUCCCGAAGUUGCAGAGGCUAGCCAUCAAAAAGGUUAAGGGACUUUCAACAGAGGAGUUUGCUGCUCGUAAUGAUUUAGUCCUUGCAUUGCCAAAUAGGAUUGACUCUAUACCAGAUGGGUCUGCAGCUGCCCCUAAACAAACUGGAGGGUGGACUACAUCUGCUUCUCGUACUGAAAUAAAAUUUGAUUCAGGUGAUAUGCUAACUUCAUUGACAUAA